GGCCUGCUGACGGUGGGGCGCGUUGUUGAUUUUUUCUGCAGCUUGUGGUAUUUGUGUAGCCGCUGGAUUUGCUUGCACGCCCGCAGGCACGAUGGCGAUCGGCAAGAUGGUGGACGUGGGCACAGCCGACGCCGUGUGGUUCAAGUACCUGCUGUCGUGCGCGGCCGCCUCGUGCGCCGAGUUUGCGACGUACCCACUGGACCUGACAAAGACACGCCUCCAGAUCCAGGGCGAGGCGGCCGACAGCAAGGUGCCGUACCGGGGUCUGGUGCGCACGGCGCUGGGCGUGGUGCGCGAGGAGGGCCCGCUGCGGCUCUGGCAGGGCAUCACGCCCGCCAUCUGGCGGCACGUCGUCUACACCGGCGUGCGCAUGAAUGGCUACGAGUGGAUGCGUAACCAGCUCCGCGAAGAGGGCCGCUCGCUGCCCGUCUGGCAGGCGGCACUCGGUGGCCUGGUGAUGGGCGGCACCGGUCAGCUGCUGGCCUCGCCGGCUGACCUGGUCAAGGUCCAGAUGCAGAUGGAAGGUCGGCGCAGACUGCUCGGCAAGAAGCCCAGGGUGCAGAGCGCGGGCCAGGCGCUGCGCAAAAUCGUGCGCGAGGGCGGCGUGCGCAGCCUGUGGAAGGGCUGCGUGCCGAACGUGCAGCGCUCGGCGCUGGUCAACCUCGGCGACCUCACCACCUACGACUCGGUCAAGGGUCGCUUGGUGCAGAACACGACACUCGGCGACAACCACCUCACCCACUUCCUGGCCAGCGCCUGUUCGGGCCUGGUGUCGGCCACGCUGGGCACGCCGGCCGACGUGGUGAAGACGAGGGUGAUGAACCAACCGACGGACAAACACGGCAGGGGAGUGCUGUACCGCAACUCCAUCGACUGCUUCCUCCGGCUGGUGCAGGAGGAGGGUCUGCUGGCCAUGUACAAGGGCUUCGUGCCCUGCUGGCUCCGCAUGGCGCCGUGGAGCCUCACCUUCUGGUUCACCUACGAGAACCUGCGCAAGUUCUGUGGCACGUCUACCUUCUAGCGAAGUCGGCGCGGCCGGCCGA
This is a messenger RNA of Pollicipes pollicipes, 1043 nucleotides long. RefSeq names its product mitochondrial uncoupling protein 4. The record is from RefSeq and is a predicted model, not a curated record. The transcript is spliced from 8 exons. The coding region runs from base 92 to 1021 and encodes 309 amino acids. NCBI's taxonomy places the organism in Eukaryota, Metazoa, Arthropoda, Thecostraca, Pollicipedomorpha, Pollicipedidae.